AUGAGACUCCUUACUAGUGUCCUCACCGCAGUUUCUGUGGCCUUUGCGGCCGUUGCUGAAGCUUCUUGUGAAAACGCCCCCUGCUCUCCUGGUCCCAACAGUAUAAGGACCGACCUGGGGCCCCGCCUCUCGCCUAAUGCAACCAUUGCCCUCAGGUGCGACAACAGCACGCUGUUUAAGGAGCUUACCUACCGUUACAGCACCGUUCACCCCCAGCUCACUGCCUUUGUUAGUGUCGGCGCGGGGGAGGACGUCGGUGAGAUUAUCAAGUAUGCACUAGAAACGGACCAUCAGGUCCUUGCUGGGAACCGUCGCCAUGGGUGGUCCGAGUCGCUUAACCGCAUCAAAGACGCAUUCAUGAUUGACAUCUCCACUCUUCUCGAUAUCGAUAUAGACACCGCCGGAAACACGGUCACUGUCGGCGGGGGUGUUAAUAUUGGUGAGAUCAUGGCCGCGCUUCAGGCUGUUGGAAAGGAGACUCCAACUGGUGGCUGCGACUGCGUCGGUCUCCUCGGCGCGACGCUGGGUGGAGGCCACGGUCGGCUCCAGGGCCUCCACGGCCUGAUGAUUGACAACCUCCUCUCCGCCGAGCUCACCAUCGCUACCGGCGAGACCAUCACUGUCUCAAACACCUCAAACCCAGAGCUCUUUUGGGGUCUAAGAGGGGCCGGCCAGAACUUUGGCAUAAUCACAGAGGCCACCUACCGGAUAUAUGAUGCAACCAACGGAGGAAUGCAGUUUAUGGCCGACAUCAUCUACGACACCACACUGCUUCCGGAGGUAUUUGAAGCGUUAAAUAGCUUUGAUGUACCGGCUGAGACUACUAUCCUGGUCGCGUUCUUUGUCGAUCCGGUGACCAUAGAGCCACGGUUGUUUGUGAACUUUGUCUCUUCCAUUCCUGAAGCUGCUGCCCGCGCUCAGUUGGACUCCGUGUUUGGCCACAUCCCGUACCUCUCAAUGAAUGACUUGGUACUGCCUUGGGCCAGCGCCAAUGGCAUGAGUAUCAGCCAAUCCGCCUGUGAAAGCCGCGCCCGAAAGGAGCUAAGCGGCGUGUCGACAAAGGGGUGGCACCUCCCAUCGAUCCAGCUUGUGUACGAAAAGUUCGCAGAGUUCGUUGCGGAUCCUGCGUGGGCGGGCGCGGUGGUCGUCUUCGAGUCGUACUCUGUGAAGGGUGUUCAGGCUGUGCCGGCAGAGACCACGGCCUAUCCAUGGCGUGAAGAGACAGGUAUCAUUCUCUUCAGUAUCUCAUACAAGAACGCCACACUUGAUGCAGCGGCGGAUGACUGGGUCAAUGAGAUCAUGGCGAUUCUGCAUGCCGACAGCGGCUUCGAUAGGCCGGCAGUUUACAUGAACUACGCAAAGGGCACGGAGGGCUUCGGUGCCGUUUACGGGUAUGAGAAGUGGCGGCAGGCGAAGUUGAAGGAUUUGAAGAGGAAAUGGGAUCCAAGCUGUAUGUUCAGCGGGUACAAUCCGAUACCGAUUCACUGUGGUGCGUAA
Molecule: messenger RNA, 1497 nt
Organism: Morchella importuna
Lineage: Eukaryota; Fungi; Ascomycota; Pezizomycetes; Pezizales; Morchellaceae
Exons: 5
Coding region: 1-1497 (498 amino acids)
Molecular function (GO): FAD binding
Source: RefSeq, a predicted model, not a curated record